Colletotrichum destructivum is the source of this 693-nucleotide messenger RNA. RefSeq names its product Putative protein kinase. The transcript has 3 exons. Gene Ontology annotation, molecular function: ATP binding; protein serine/threonine kinase activity. Gene Ontology annotation, cellular component: cytoplasm. The coding region runs from base 1 to 693 and encodes 230 amino acids. The record is from RefSeq and is a predicted model, not a curated record. Gene Ontology annotation, biological process: intracellular signal transduction; protein phosphorylation. NCBI's taxonomy places the organism in Eukaryota, Fungi, Ascomycota, Sordariomycetes, Glomerellales, Glomerellaceae.
AUGCCAUUCUGUCCAUCUGGAACAGACAAUCAAAGCGCCCCGGCAGCAAAGUCAACGUCCCUCCAAGAUCUUACCGUCAUCGAAGCCUGGGACAGCGAGACGAAUGCACCCAAAUAUGUCACUUUUUACCAUAUCACAGACGAAGCCGAGUUGGGAUUCGGCCAGAGCUCCAAGAACAAGAGGGAGCUGACUCUGGACGAGUAUUACAUCGAGCUCACCACUGCGCCGGACAGCAUGGAUUGCCCAGUGUACAUCAAGCGGCCCAGCCUCAAUUGCUACGAAACGAUGAAGGGUACGCCGUACGUACCGAGAGCUGUCCUUGAUGAGACUUUGAUACUGGAAAAGAUAUCCAAGACCCCGCACCCGAACAUUGUCAAGCACUACGUACGACUACACACUCUCUCUCAAUACAUCAAUCAGCCAGCUUUUCAGCACCUAGACAAGGCACGAUUUUUGGAAGCUCUGGUUUCGGCAGUGGCAUUCAUUCACUCACUGGGCCUCGCACACAACGAUAUCAACCCGGACAACAUCAUGAUCGGAGAGGACGGGCUACCUGUUCUUCUAGACUUCGGCUCAUGCGCGCCGUAUGGACAGAAGCUUCAGUCGUUGGGUACCAGAGGAUGGUACGAAAAGCUGUUCUUCACAUCCGAGAAGGAACACGAUGAUUUCGCUUUGAACAAGAUGAGGGUUUAG